GCCGGCGCGUGCCCGGCUGGGGGCGGAGGGCGGAGGCCCGCGGGACGGAACAGCCGCGGCGGAGUGGCGGCGGCGGCGGAGGGAACCGAGGCGGCGACGAGCCCGGGGGUCGCGACUUGCAGCGGAGGCGGCGGCAUUGGCGACGGCCGGCCCGGAGGCGGGCGGAGAGCCGGGGCGCAAUGGAGCGGAAGAGGUGGGAGUGCCCGGCGCUCCCGCAGGGCUGGGAGAGGGAAGAAGUGCCCAGGAGGUCGGGGCUGUCGGCCGGCCACAGGGAUGUCUUUUACUAUAGCCCCAGCGGGAAGAAGUUCCGCAGCAAGCCACAGCUGGCGCGCUACCUGGGUGGCUCCAUGGACCUCAGCACGUUCGACUUCCGCACGGGAAAAAUGCUGAUGAACAAGAUGAAUAAGAGCCGCCAGCGCGUGCGCUAUGACUCCUCCAACCAGGUCAAGGGCAAGCCUGACCUGAACACUGCACUGCCCGUGCGGCAGACUGCAUCCAUCUUCAAGCAGCCGGUGACGAAGAUCACCAAUCAUCCCAGCAACAAGGUCAAGAGCGACCCGCAGAAGGCAGUGGACCAGCCGAGGCAGCUGUUCUGGGAAAAGAAGCUAAGUGGCUUGAGUGCCUUUGACAUCGCCGAGGAGCUGGUCAGAACCAUGGACCUUCCCAAGGGACUACAGGGGGUGGGCCCAGGCUGCACGGAUGAGACGCUGCUCUCGGCCAUCGCCAGUGCCCUGCACACCAGCACCCUACCCAUCACAGGCCAGCUCUCCGCAGCUGUGGAGAAGAAUCCUGGCGUGUGGCUGAACACUGCUCAGCCACUGUGCAAAGCCUUCAUGGUGACCGAUGAUGACAUCAGGAAGCAGGAGGAGCUGGUGCAGCAGGUACGCAAGCGCCUGGAGGAGGCACUGAUGGCCGACAUGCUGGCGCACGUGGAGGAGCUGGCCCGUGAUGGGGAGGCACCGCUGGACAAGGCCUGCACGGAAGAGGAUGAGGAUGAGGAUGAGGAGGAUGACGAGCCGGAGCCGGAGCGUGUCUAGACAGACGCCCUGACCAAGUCCGGGUUGCAAACUGCCUCCAUGGCCUCCUGCAGACUUCUUCAGCCCUGCCCGGACCAGACGGGGCCAGGCCAGCAGGACGCAGGCCUCUGUCUUCUUCCCAGGGCUCCCUGCUCCCAGGUCUCAGUGCAGGGGUCCCUAUGGGCCAGGACUUGCUUGCCCGUGCGCUGCCUGGCAAGAAGCCCCACAAGGGAAACUGAAGGCCUACUGCACAAGUGGGAGGCAGCCUUGGCCAUGGUCGCCUCCCUGCCUCCACCACAGGAAGAGGCCUGCUGUCACCAAGGAGCUGUGAGCUUUGUUGGGCGCUGGAGGAAGGGUCUGGAAACACACCUGGCUAUGCCUGCCUUGCAGUGUCCCCAACGCCAUUACAGGCCUGGGACUGGACUGCUCCUGUCCAUAGAGCCACUCAGCCUCCCCAAGCUGAGGACCAGCAGCCAACCAGGAAGUCGCUUUCCUUCAAUAAACUGAUGGUAGGAACUUC
This is a messenger RNA of Psammomys obesus (fat sand rat), 1536 nucleotides long. RefSeq names its product methyl-CpG binding domain protein 3 (gene Mbd3). NCBI's taxonomy places the organism in Eukaryota, Metazoa, Chordata, Mammalia, Rodentia, Muridae. Gene Ontology annotation, molecular function: DNA binding. The transcript is spliced from 7 exons. The coding region runs from base 180 to 1037 and encodes 285 amino acids. The record is from RefSeq and is a predicted model, not a curated record.